Conger conger (European conger) is the source of this 4191-nucleotide messenger RNA. Its product is annotated as gap junction gamma-1 protein-like. Lineage: Eukaryota; Metazoa; Chordata; Actinopteri; Anguilliformes; Congridae. The transcript has a single exon. Gene Ontology annotation, cellular component: connexin complex. Bases 1 to 1341 code for a protein of 446 amino acids. The record is from RefSeq and is a predicted model, not a curated record. Gene Ontology annotation, biological process: cell communication.
AUGAGCUGGAGUUUCCUCACCCGUCUGCUGGAGGAGAUCCACAACCACUCCACCUUCGUGGGGAAGCUGUGGCUCACCGUGCUCAUCGUGUUCCGCAUCGUCCUCACCGCCGUGGGCGGCGAGUCCAUCUACUACGAUGAGCAGAGCAAAUUCGUCUGCAACUCGGGCCAGCCGGGCUGCGAGAACGUCUGCUACGACAACUUUGCGCCCCUCUCGCACGUCCGGUUCUGGGUCUUCCAGAUCAUCCUGGUGGCCACGCCCUCGCUCAUGUACCUCGGCUAUGCCGUCAACAAGAUCGCCCGGCUGGAGGAGGGGAAGUCCGGCGGGGCCGGCGGCCUGUCCCACCGCAAGCCGCGGAAGAUGUUCUUCGGAGGCCGGCGGCAGCACCGGGGGAUCGAGGAGGCAGAGGACGACCAGGAGGAGGACCCCAUGAUCUACGAGGUGCCCGAGAUGGAGAGCCGUAGCGAGGCCACCCCCCAGGGCAAGCCCAAGGCCAGGCACGAUGGCCGGCAGCGGAUCAGGGAGGACGGGCUGAUGCGCAUCUACGUGCUGCAGCUACUCACCCGUACGCUGUUGGAGGUGGGCUUCCUGGCGGGCCAAUACGCCUUGUAUGGCUUCGCCGUGCCGCCCGUCUUUGUGUGCUCAGGAAAGCCCUGCCCGCACAGCGUCGACUGCUUCGUGUCGCGGCCCACGGAGAAGACCAUCUUCCUGCGCAUCAUGUACGCGGUGACGGUCCUCUGCCUGGGGCUCAACGUGUGGGAGAUGCUGCACCUGGGCGUGGGCACCAUCUGUGACAUCCUGCGCACCCGCCGCGGCCCACCGGAGGAGGACGUAUACCACCUGGGCUCCAUGGGGCCCGGGGGCGCGAGCAGGGCUCCUGUGGUGCCUGUGGGUGAAGCUGGGGAGGUGGGGGGGUACGGCAGCUACCCCUUCUCCUGGAACGCCCCCUCCGCCCCGCCUGGCUACAACAUCGUGGUGAAGCCUGACCAGAUCCAGUUCACGGACCUGAGCAACGCCAAGAUAGCCUGCAAGCAGAACAAAGCCAACAUAGCCCAGGAGGAGCAGCAGCAGUUUGGCAGCAACGAGGACAACUUCCCCCUGGAGGAGGUGCGCGGGAGCCUGCAGAAAGAGAUCCGGCAGGCUCAGGACCGGCUGGAGGCGGCCAUCCAGGCCUACAGCCACCAGCACCAGAACAACAACAACCACAGCAACAUCAGCCAGCCUCAACCGGACCCUAAGCACCGCUCUUGCUCCAAGCACGGCGCCAACAAGGCCGGCAGAGGCAGCAGCAGCAACAGUAGUAGCAAGUCCGUGGAGGGCAAGCCGUCCGUGUGGAUCUAACCAUGCUGCCUGCUCCCUCACCCACCGGAUCCACUGCCCAAACCUCAUACCGGCUUAAAGCCGUCAGCUCCCCUUUCCUCAUUUUACCUGACUGUAGGUCUGUGACCCAACUCCAGCAGACUCUUACUUGCACAUAACUUCACUGGCGACCAGGGCCAGCUCUCUCAGUUUAUACUGUAUUUGUCUCUCACCUUCCACUAGUUCCGUUUCCAAACAACGCAGAUUUCUCAAGGUACUUGUAAAAAGACCAACCACAUACUUGAAACUAUCUUGGGCAAGUACAUCUAGUUAACUGUUUUACAUUUCUUGAGAAUUUAUUUUAAGCACUCGCAAAUACAAUUUGUGUAAUAUUUUUGAUAACUCCAUGAUGACCGAUCUGGUUUGCAAAAACAAAAUGAGCUUUACAUUUUGGGCUCCUAUACUCUUAAAAGGAAUAGCUUUUUGGGAGAGGCAAUGAAAGAAAAUUCUACUGCUGUCUCGCUGCCCUUCGUCGCUGAAAGAUUUCUUUCCAGAAAUACCAAAACAGCAAAUGUCCAAGAACAGCUGACAGCAUGCAGUACACUGAACUUACAGCUCACAUUAGAGACAAAACAGCAGUGUUCACUAACACACAGGACAACAUAAUAUACAACAGAACAGCAUCUGACAAACAAAACCCUCUAGACAUAACACAGCACACAACCCACCAUAAUAUGUUGCAGACUCAAUAUGACAGUAUUGAUCAUCCACAAGGAAACGCUCCUUAGACACUAUGGCAGACAUGGUGUACAUAAUAAACAGUUUAGACAUGCAUGGACCCAAGGAAGCCAGUGGAGCUGUGACAGUAUCAGACGUAUCUUCUUGCGUCAGUUUUCUGGAAGGGGCCUCCACUUUGGUUUGAGGACAACUUCAGGCUCAGAUUUAUGGACUUUUUAAAAUCAUUUUGUAUUGUACAUUUUCAUUUUGAUAUUGUGACUGAUAAAAAAAAAUAAGAGAGCGAAAACAUGUUGCAUGCUGGGAUAUGCAGUGUUACUGUAUGUUUAGAUGCUGUCCGUGCUGUUGCUUUGGAAGAUAAGUGGAGACUUUAAUGCUGUAUCUAAGUGCCUUAACGGUCCCACUAGCUGGAGGUGGAUGUGGGGCUUGGAGCCUUCAUUUGUAGCGGCAUGCCUCCAAAGUAUCCAGGCCCCCACCCCUGCCUUUAUACCUAUCUACUACCACAAUAAGCCAGUGUUCCUGUGGUAAAGGCUAUCAGUAGGAAUUUUAUCUCGGGUUUGAUGCCAUGCACUAUAUGAAGGUACAUUUUGCCUAUUGUUUUAUUUGGCAAGUUCUGCUCAUAAUCCAACAAUUUAUCCAGUCCUCCCAAAAAGCAAAACCCUGUAGGAGUACUACACUAGGCAUUUACCAGAGGUUUGCCAAAAGUCCAAGGCUUUGAAACACUACAUUGAAAUGCAAUGUCAUAAACAGCCUACUGACUUGACGCCCAAAGCUCCCAGACUGCCUCUUCUCACAGAACCGUACUUCCUCAUCUAACAAGAUAUUUCAUUCAUUUAUGAAAAUUUUUAAAAAAGAAACAAGUCUAAUGCAUUUUUCUCAGGGAUAAUUUGUUGUGGGUGUUGAAUUGAAAAACUUAAAUUGAACUCCUUUACUGCUUGUGCCCAGAGAAAGCCAUAGAUUUCCAGUUCUCACACAGGGUUUUCUCUCUGGCUUUGGGAGGUCCUCUGGUGGCCAGUGAUGUAAAUGCAGAUACUAAGUGAUAAAAUGCUUUAUAUUAGCAGAGGCAUUCCACAAUACUGUCCAUGAUAUACCAGUGUGCAUAACCAAAAGAAUAAAAAAUCUGUGAAAAGUUAAUGGAUGUCUCUCUACCACUCUAAAGUGACCACUGGACAAUCUUGGGGAAACAUCUGACAGAGGCCUCUGUGACAGGUUCAGGGAUGCAGAUUAGUACCCAUUCCAUCCUCGUUCUGUAACUGGACAUUCACGAAGGGAAACUACCUUUUGGAGCCACUGAACAAGCUAUUGAAUCUGACUGAUUCAGUCAAAGCUCCAGUCACUUACAUUAGUAGCAAAUGCAAGUCACUGUGAAGUCACAAGAGGCACAGGUAUUAUUGUCAUGCUUAUAAUUCUCCCUCAAAACCUUGACAACUUUGUGCAAUAACUCACAUCUGAAUGCAAACACCUAUCAUAUAGAGUACUGAACAUGUAAUAUCCAAUGCUAGCUCUCUUGUCUGCUGGUUUUGAGGGUAUCUCUGCAUUAUCCUCUUUCCUGUCUGUAGUUUCUGCCCGAAAAGUUCAUUGUGAUAUCUUAAGUUUGUAUAGUUUGCAUUAUAUGUGCACUAUAUGAGUGCUGUUUUUGUUAAUGUUAUAAAAAUGUGUUGAAAUGAGGGUAUUUACAAUGGCCACAGAAAGACCAGACACUGUUUUAAGGAUUAGAACUGCUAGACCAGUGGCACAUGUUGUUUUUCAACAUUGUUGUUUAGGCUGGUUGUUUUUGAGUAAGGAAUAUUGCAGCCAUACUAUUAUUCUCCAGUCUAAAAGUGCAUAAGAAAUACAUUUCUGACUUGUCCUUUAUAUUUUCAUAAUGUAUGCAAAAUGUCAUUUUGUAUGUUGUAGGUCAUAGAUUUUAAGAUUUUGGAAUGAGACAAAAAAUAACAAGCACUUGUUUAGAGAAUCCAUUCCACAUAUAAAGUGGUUGUUUUUUUUUUUUGAAAUGUUGGACAAAUAAGAAAGGGAGCUGAAACAUAUUACACAUGUCAGUUUUCAUGGAGAUGUUCUCCCAAUGUUUGUUGUAAAUUCAAAAUUGUAAAUUGUUUUUAUUUUAUAGAGGUUCUCCAAAUUAAUGUCAGUUUUUUAAUAAAGAUACAUUUCCCAGAA